AGGUGCGGCUGCCCGCGGGGACUGACACCGGUUCGCGCGGUGCCCUCUUCCCCGCGCGCCCAGACGGUGCCCAGACGGCGCCCAUCCAGGCUGCGGUGAGCCGAGCAACGGCGAGAUGUGGGCGCUGCUGGCCGCCGGCGUGGCGUUGGUCGUGGUCACCGGGGCGCAGGACAACCCAGUGCCCGGCAGCCGCUUCGUGUGCACCGCGCUGCCCCCGGAGACGGCGCGGCCCGGCUGCCCGCUGCCCGCGAUGCCCAUGCAGGGCGGCGCGAUGAGCCCCGAGGAGGAGCUGCGGGCGGCCGUGCUGCAGCUGCGGGAGACGGUAGUGCAGCAGAAGGAGACGCUGGGCGCCCAGCGCGAGGCCAUCCGCGAGCUGACGGGCAAGCUGGCGCGCUGCGAGGGGCUGGCGGGCGGCCGGGCGCGGGGCUCGGGCAAGGACACCAUGGGCGACCUGCCGCGGGACCCCGGCCACGUCGUGGAGCAGCUCGGCCGCUCGCUGCAGACGCUCAAGGACCGGCUGGAGAGCCUGGAGCUCCAGCUCCGUGCCAACGCAUCCACCACUGGCCUGCCCAGUGACGUGCGUGAGGUGCUUCAACGGCGGCUUGGGGAGCUGGAGCGGCAGCUGCUCCGCAAGGUGGCUGAGCUGGAGGAUGAGAAGUCGCUGCUGCACAACGAGACAUCAGCGCACCGCCAGAGGACGGAGAGUGCACUGAACGCGCUUCUGCUCCGGGUGAGCGAGUUGGAGCGAGGCAACAGUGCGUUCAAAUCCCCAGAUGCGUUCAAGGUGUCCCUCCCACUCCGCACCAACUACCUGUAUGGGAAGAUCAAGAAGACGCUGCCCGAGCUGUACGCCUUCACCAUCUGCCUAUGGCUGCGGUCCAGCGCCUCACCAGGCAUUGGCACCCCAUUCUCCUAUGCCGUGCCUGGGCAGGCCAAUGAGAUCGUGCUGAUUGAGUGGGGCAACAACCCCAUUGAACUGCUCAUCAACGACAAGGUCGCGCAGCUGCCCCUGUUCGUUAGCGAUGGCAAGUGGCACCACAUCUGCGUGACCUGGACGACGCGGGACGGCCUGUGGGAGGCCUUCCAGGACGGGGAGAGGCUGGGCACCGGCGAGAACCUGGCACCCUGGCACCCCAUCAAGCCGGGAGGCGUGCUCAUCCUCGGGCAGGAGCAGGACACUGUGGGGGGCAGGUUUGACGCCACACAAGCAUUUGUGGGGGAGCUCAGCCAGUUCAACAUUUGGGACCGCGUCCUGCGUGCACAAGAAAUCAUCAACAUUGCCAACUGCUCCACCAACAUGCCGGGCAACGUGAUCCCCUGGGUGGAUAACAACGUCCACGUGUUUGGGGGUGCAUCCAAGUGGCCUGUGGAGACGUGUGAGGAGCGGCUCCUGGACUUGUAGCCACCCCAGGGUCCCCAUGGGCCAGGCUCAGUCAGUCCCAUGGGGGGGGUGUUCCAACCCACCCCCUCUCCUGUUAAAAACUGUGAAACCUCUCACCCCAGUGGUAGGACCCCAAGGUUCAUUGUGGGAACUUAACACUAAGGCUGGGUGACAGCCUUGGCCACCAGCUCACUCAUUCCUUCCCACGAUUUUGGGGUUUGAUGGGGUGGGGUCAGUGCCAGCCUCCCAUGGGUCAGCAGCUGGCUUCCUGCUGGGAGUGGAUUGAAGCCAGUGAGCUGCUCUCCCCACACCUCCUGUAAAUGCUAGUGCAGCCCUGCCCUCCCCAUGCUGUCUUGAUCUGUGGUGUCCUGUGUAUGCCUCUGUCUCUCUUCUGUUGUGGCUGUGGGCCUCUUGGUGUCCUAUGUUCCUACAGCAUCCCUGCUGCCCAUCACGCACGUGCUGUGUGGGGAACAUGGUCUGCGGCCCUUCCUACUCUGUAUCCUCCUUUAUGUCUUGCGCAUGUGCCAGUGUGGGGGUAGCAGCAGCCAGGUGAGCAGAAGGGGAACCCCUGCCCCAUGUGGAGGACCCAGGAGUGGAGAAGGGAAGUGACAGCUGCCACCCUUCCUCUCUGCCCCCUUCCACUUUGAUGGACUCAUCACUAGGUUGGUUCAAGUCCACUCUUCUCAUCCGGUGCCAGAAGUUCAUUUGUAGCCUUUUUGUCCUCUCUGUGUGCUUGAGGGGAUUCCUGUCCUGCCCACCCCGAUGUUCCACCAUUCCUGUGAGCAUCUGAUGGUCCCCCCGAGCUCUGUCCCCCCCCGAACUGCUGAGAACAUUGGGUGCCAUUUGGCCAAUGUUGGCCUAGUGGCUUCAGGCUGUGUCACAGAUUGUUAUUUAUUUUACAGAGAAAGUAAGUGAUGCGGUGGGGGGAAAUUUAUAAAGCUGAAUAUUAUAUAUUUUAUUUUUUCAUACCCAUUGGAAGCACAAAGUCCAUGGACAUGCCCAUCCUGACACUGUGCCACAGAGAGCGCCUGUGACAUGGAUGCUAAUUAAAGUGCAUUGAAGAUGCUGUGGG
Messenger RNA from Perognathus longimembris pacificus (Pacific pocket mouse), 2453 nucleotides. RefSeq names its product neuronal pentraxin 2 (gene Nptx2). The coding region runs from base 116 to 1402 and encodes 428 amino acids. The transcript has 5 exons. Lineage: Eukaryota; Metazoa; Chordata; Mammalia; Rodentia; Heteromyidae. The record is from RefSeq and is a predicted model, not a curated record.